Plasmodium gonderi is the source of this 3348-nucleotide messenger RNA. RefSeq names its product general transcription factor 3C polypeptide 5. Gene Ontology annotation, biological process: transcription initiation at RNA polymerase III promoter. The record is from RefSeq and is a predicted model, not a curated record. NCBI's taxonomy places the organism in Eukaryota, Apicomplexa, Aconoidasida, Haemosporida, Plasmodiidae. Bases 1 to 3348 code for a protein of 1115 amino acids. The transcript has 2 exons. Gene Ontology annotation, cellular component: transcription factor TFIIIC complex.
AUGUGUAAUGUAACAUAUACUUCUUCUUCUUGUGUGCGUGUCCAAACUGCACAUAUAAAUUUAGAACUAAGUACUGAUAUGAGCCGGGAAAAAGUUGAAACUAUAAACGACGACUUGUACACAAAGGAAGCAAGGGAAAGUGAACGAAAUGAAAGCGUCUAUUUUGAGAAAGUAAGAAAGAAUGAAUACAUUUGUGUAGAAAUUCCAGGGAGAGUAAAAAAGGGAAGUAGUGGAUUGUCUGCAGUUGAAAGCUUAGGAGGAGUAAAAAAAAUGACAGAACUAUUCAAUUUUCAUUACAAUGGAUACAGAACUAAUGAAAAUUUAAUUUUAACAGUAAAUAGUAAUGAUAUGUUUUCAUCAUUUAUAUCAGCUAAUUCAGCAAAAGUGUAUAAUGUGUUAAUUAAAAUUAAAAAAACAAGGAAAAAUGUAUACAAAUUUGAAUUUCUCGGCUUUGUUCGAUAUCUGUACUAUUUUGACAAUAUGAUCGAUUUUUACUACAUCCCCACAUUUUACAAUAGGCACGAUUACGACAUCAAUUAUAUGCAGUAUUUAACUAGAGGAAGUCAAGAAAAGAAAAGGAAAAAAAAAAAAAAAAAAAAAAAAAAAGAGCAAAAAGGGGAAGAAAGAGUGAGAAAAAAAGGCAACACUUGUGACAUUGUAGAAAAUAUUAACCAAAAUGGUAGUAAAGAUCUAAUCAUUCUUAAAAUCAAUGAAAACAUACAUAACCAGGCAUCAUAUGUUCAAAAUAAAGGAGCAUUAACCGAUAUUACAAUAAACCAAUUUCAUCCUCAUCAAAAUGGUGACAAAGAAAAUAUGUCCCAUAUGAACGAUUUUUUAAGUCGUAAAAGUUGCAGCAUGAAUAAUAUGACAGAUAUGUGCAUGCAUAACUCUAAUACGCAGUAUGUGAAUUUGAUGAAUCCUAAUAUGAACCCAUAUGAACAAUCCAUUUUUAACCGAAAUUAUUACCCUCAAAAUAUAGCUACCUACGAACAUAGAUAUUCCACAAAUAUGAACAAUAUUAUUAAUAGGGAUCAUAAUAAAGACACGAAUUCCUUCUUGAAGAAAUAUUGGAGUAAUACAAAUAAUUUAAAUUUCUAUGCCCUUAAUUCGAAUACAGGAAUUGCAUAUGUAGGCGGGAAAUCGAGAGAUAAUAUCUACGCAAUUGCUCCUGAAGAAAGAAUAGAAAAUAGACAAAAGGUCUCCACCACAGACAUGCAAAUUUAUGAAAUGAAUCCCAAUAGGAGGAAUUACAAUGGUAGCGCUUUUCCAAAUGGUAGUAGAAAUGGUAGCCCAUGUGGAAGCCAAAGUUUAAGUCCACACAAGAGCCGGCGAGUCAGCAGGGACUCGAGCCACAAUGUGAAGGGAAAAGAAGCUCGAAGGAAUCGAAGAACCGUUAGCGAAAGUGUAAGAAAAAUAAUAGGAGAAAAUGUGAAAAUGAACAAUGCCUGUAUUGGUAGAGCAAAUAUAAGGGGAAAAUCAAGUGUGGCACAUAUAAGUACCGAACCAUACUUUGCAAAUAUGGAAUCAUUCCUCUUUCAAAACUGCCGAGAUAACUACAUGGUGCAAACCGAUAAUCAGGAAGAUGAUUAUUAUUUUACUGAUACAGAUGAAAAUGAAAUAUAUAAAAAAAUAAUAGAUUCUAAUAAGUACACUACACUAUUUGAUAAAGUGAAAGAAUGUGAAUAUUCUUCAGAUGAAAGUGAAGGAUAUGAAUUAAAUUGUUGUAUUCAUAGCAAAUGUACAAAUCCUUAUUUUUACAGAAAUUAUGAAUCUAAGACAACCAGCAAGUAUCUUAGGGAAUACAAAUAUUUAAUAAGUAAAUAUACUUCACCUCUUUAUUCACAAGUUGAAGCCAGUGCAGGUGAAAUGGAAGAAUUCAUUCAAGAGUUAAUCAUGAGCAAAACUGAAAAAGGUCAAUCAGCUAGUGCCACACAAAAGAGCACAGCCAAAUUUUCCCAAAGUAGACAUGACAUGUAUGAAGAAGAAAUGCUCAACACUCAAGAAUUGCAUAAGAACAUGGAUUCACAUUCCCAUAACGAAGAUGUGAAAGACGCUUAUAAAAAUAUCCUUGAUAGAGAGACUUUUUCUGCUGCAGGUGGCAGAAGCGUGGGAGAGCAUCCUCAUAAACAUAAUGUUCAAGCUUUGCGUGACAGUAAAAUAUUUUCUCCCGCGUACAAUGAUGAAGAAGAGUUACUUAUACGUCCGUCGGCCCUCAGUAGUAACCUGCAGGGUGAAAAAGAAACAGAUGAAUCAAGAAGCGUAAGUCGAAUUAUGAACUUAUCAGACAAACCUAGUAACCAAAUUAUAGUAAUAAAAAAAACAGUCCACUGUAAUCCGAUAGCCAAAUUUGAUGAUCCUACCCUCCCAUGUGUACCUUUCGAUUCUGCAUUAAAAAAAUACGUUUCUGACAAGUUAUAUAAAAAGGUAAAAGAACUCUUUGAAGUUAGACCUAUAUGGACAAAGGAAGUUAUAUUGGAACAUCUUGAAAAUGUGAGCACCUACUGUCUCAAAAGUUGUUUUUCACGAAUUUGCUUUUACUUCGCUGACGGGCCAUGGAGACGUACAUAUUGUAAGUAUGGAUAUGACCCUCGGAAAGACCCAUCCAGUUAUAUUUACCAAACUAUAGAUUUUAGGGAUAAUUAUUUUAAAGAAAUUAAGACAAAAAGUGCAAAUGAAAUCAGCAGAAUUAUUGUUAAAAAAAAAAAUUUCAUCGAUAAUGUAGUUACAAAAAUAAUCAAAAAUCUGCACAACAUUAGGAAAAAAAAAACACAUACAAAAGGUAAAAAAAUAAAUGCUUCUCAAAGGGAGAUUAAUAUUGUAGAUAAAAAGCAAGAAAUUAAAAUGGAAAAAAAUGAUAAAAGAGAUUUUAAUGUAUAUUCCGAAUGGUCACAAAAUGUUUUUGAAAAUUAUGACAAUUAUGAUGAUACUCAAAAAUGGGACAAAUCAGUUCACAAUACAUCAACUGAUAGUGAAUAUCCAAAAGACAUAAAUGAUCUUAAAAAUAUGUUCGACAUAUAUUCAAGUGUUGAUUCUCCAGUUGAUGAAAUCACCCCACAAAUGAAUGAAGAAAUUAAUGAUAUAUUUCAGUUUUUAAAAAAAUCAAUUACUUUUCAUCUUAGAAAAAGUUUCUCUGCCGAAACACAUUUUUCUAUAACACCCCUAAAACUGUCAACCGUAUAUCAGUAUAUAGACAUAUAUGACAACAAUGUCUCAGAUCAUUUAUUAAAUUUGAAGACGCAGGAAAUAUGUACAAAGGAAUACGGAUGGAUGGAAUGUGAGGAUAUAGCUAAAAUUAGAGAUAUUUUGUCUGUCAGAGCGGUAACACUGAGGAGGGCCCACAUUAAGUGA